AUAUAAACCUCCUAGAGACUGCUUCAGUCCACCACAGCCAUGGCUUUCUACAGGCUUGUCACUGUGCUGGUCCUGAUCCUCAACACUGGAGGUUCGCUUGAGGCUGAGGUGAGGAGCUCCAUCAUUGGAGGUCAGGACGCUCCAAAGGGCGGCUGGCCGUGGAUGGCCCACCUGAACAUCACAUCUGAUGGGAAGAACCGGUGGCGCUGUGGCGGCACUAUCCUCAGCGAGCAGUGGGUGCUGACUGCUGCAAACUGCUUUGAUAGGCAGGCUGAGCCAAAUUGGAGACGAUCAUUUGUUUCGGUCGGUUCACACAGCUUAACGAAGGCAUCUGCCCGUUACAUGGAAAUAGAUACUGUCAUGAAUCACCGUGAGUACCGAGCCCAGAGCGGUGGCUACGUGAACGACAUCGCCCUGGUUAAGCUGAAGAAAAAGCUGAGUUUCUCACCAGACGUUGCCCCAGUGACUCUGCCCAGCAUCGAUGACACCUUUGGUUCUUCUUCUGAGUGUUGGAUCACUGGCUGGGGGAACAUUGGGACCAAUGUUCCACUGCCAGAUCCAGAAACCCUUCAGCAGCUGAAGAUUCCCAUCAUCUCCCAGAGUGCAUGUAAGGCAAAGUAUCCCGAGCUGACGGAUGACAUGCUGUGUGCAGGGAGCCAGGAUGGAGGGAUGGACGCCUGCAAAGGGGAUUAUGGCGGUCCACUGGUGUGCCGUAAAGGCAGUGGCUUCGUGCAGGCGGGCAUCAUGAGUUAUGGUAGUCCGGACGGUUGUGGCCUCCCAGGCCGCCCUGGUGUCUACACCAAGGUGUCCAAGUAUCUGCGCUUCAUCAAUGACUACAUCAAGAUGGACUCUGCUGAGGUCUAAACUGACCAGUCUGCCCUUGUCUUCACUCUUCUUCUACUUCUCUCUUGUGUUGAACUGUCAGAUCAUGUUUACUGUAUGUUGUUCACAUGUACUCUGGUUUGUUCAACUAAAGUCUUUGCAUUAAAGCUUUCAAGCAUCAA
This is a messenger RNA of Larimichthys crocea (large yellow croaker), 1004 nucleotides long. Its product is annotated as tryptase-2. The record is from RefSeq and is a predicted model, not a curated record. The coding region runs from base 40 to 864 and encodes 274 amino acids. Gene Ontology annotation, molecular function: serine-type endopeptidase activity. The transcript has 5 exons. Lineage: Eukaryota; Metazoa; Chordata; Actinopteri; Sciaenidae. Gene Ontology annotation, biological process: proteolysis.